Molecule: messenger RNA, 1125 nt
Organism: Cladophialophora yegresii CBS 114405
Lineage: Eukaryota; Fungi; Ascomycota; Eurotiomycetes; Chaetothyriales; Herpotrichiellaceae
Exons: 3
Coding region: 1-1125 (374 amino acids)
Source: RefSeq, a predicted model, not a curated record
AUGACCCUCUGGAGCAGCAUAAAACCCUUCUGGCCCCUACUCUUCACAUUCAUCCUCCCAAGGGCACUCGCCUAUUACCGCGCUUUGAAAGUCGCGUACCGAACACGCCCUCCCCCACGGCCCCUGGACAGCAAAACAACACGCGGCCUCAACGCGCUGUUCGGAUCGAUAUGCACGUUUCUCUACGCCUCGUGGCCGAACCUGCGCGGCGACCUUAGCGAGCAUAACGUCUUCGUGGUCACGCAGAGCAGGCUCGGUGUUGCGACGGAUGUGCUCUUUGAGAGGCUGGCGCUGUUGAGGGAGGGGAGGCGGCUCAUGCCCGUGGACGAGGCGCUACGGGCGAAGCUCACGUCGCCGGCCCUCCGCCAACUCUACCUCCGCUUUGGCCCCUCAACCCUCCUGGGAUGCCAAUUCUGCCACCCCGACGAUACCCUUUCGUACCUCCUCUACCACCUCCCCACGCACGCCGUCCUCCCGCACCUCUUCCACAUCUUCACCCUCGGCCUCGCCACCUCCGAGCCGGUGGCAGGCUACGAAGCCAGCACCUGGCGACAGGGCACCGUAUUGUGCGCCCUGAUCCUCGCGGCCCUGGACGUGUUUCUAACGACGACAUACGCCCCCAUUGUACCGCCCACGACGACCGCCCCAGGGGGAACCUUCUGGGUGGGAUCCUCGCUCCGAUACUUGUGCCUUGUGGCCUUUGAUGUGGGGGUGGCGGGUCUUAUCUACGCCCACGCCACGCGCCGGUUCUGGUUGUUCCCCGUGAUCAGCAGUGGGAAUGCAGACCCCGAACUCAGCCGCCGCAGGACCGAGGAGACUGUCACGCAGGCGACGCUGGCGUUGCAGGUGGCGGGGACGAAUUUGAGGGCGUACAGUAUUGCGCGGAAUGCUGUGGUAAGGGAUCCCACCUUGAAGGGCGUGGAUGAUGACUAUUGGCGGACUGUGGUCGCGGUGGAGGGGAAGGGGGACGAGAGUGUAUGGGCGGAGGAGGAGGUUCAGGCGGCGAUCGCCCGGGCAUAUGGGAGUGGUGGUGUGGAUGUUGAGGGUGUGAGGAGGGAAGCUGAGGCGUUUGUUAGGCAUGCUACGAGGGCGUUGGAUGGGGGCGCAACCACGGGAGGGAGAUAG